AUGUGUAGCUGGAUCGCCUCCGAGGAUGGGGAGCCGUUUAGUCCGGCGAAGAUACACCCGCUUCUGUCCCCACCAGCCACCAAGAGUUUCUCCGACGUUAAACCCGUCGAUGCCGACCCCAUAACUACUGGUCCCACAAUCUGCCCUGGAUCUCCGCAGCCUUCACAGACGAGCGUCCACUGCCUGAUAGAGACGCCGUAUAAUGUUUCAGCGAUAGCAGCGCCUGCACCUGGCGAUGCGCCGCCUUCCACAAUCGCAGUUGAAGCCGAAGCCCUGCACGCCUAUCUGACGUCGGACGAGUCGGUCCCGCUGGAAAAGGCUGUAGACAUAAGCAAGUCGUCGUCGAUUGAGAAUCUCACCAGCCUGCCGCAGGUGGCCUCGUUUGGCGAGCAUCGUAUUCGCAAACAUCGAAAGAACGCCUGCUCCAUCGAUUCGGCCAUCCCCCGCCAGACACUGCUCAAGGCCUUGCAGUCACGGCCGCCUACUUCGGCGAUGAGCAUGGAUACUGUCAUGAUGGAGGGUACGGCAGCAGGGCGCAAGACGGAGCGGUCCAAGAGCAUCAACCACCAGCGCCUUGCCGAGGCCCUCUCCGACCUCAACCUGUCCUCCGACUAUAUCUCCAUUAACAAGAUGGCUGCGCUUGCGUCUCCAUGCUUCUUCCACAAGAAAUUCGACAAGGCCGUCAACCUUGGCAAGGUGCUCGAGGAGAUGAACGACGAUGACACGAUAUCGCACUCACGCCUCAUGCAGACUGCCUUUAGCGUGCGCGAGGUCUCGAAGCAGCUCCAGCGCCGGCCCAUUAAGAUGACGGUGCGCAAUGUCAUGAUUGUCACCAAGGCACGCGACAACGACCUUGUCUAUCUCACGCGCGAUCUUGCAGAGUGGCUGCUCACCACCUCGCGAUAUGGCUCAGACGUCGGCGUUAAUGUGUAUGUGGACCACAAAUUACGCAAGUCGAAGCGCUUCGAUGCUCCUUCCCUGAUUGCCAGAGACAAGCGUUUCGAAGACAUGCUCAGAUGGUGGACACCGGAUCUUUGCUGGGAAACCCCUGAGAUCUUCGACCUCGUCCUCACACUCGGCGGUGACGGCACCGUCCUCUUCACAUCCUGGCUCUUCCAGCGCAUCGUUCCCCCAAUCCUCUCCUUCUCUCUUGGCAGCCUGGGCUUCCUCACCAACUUUGAAUUUGCUCAACAUCAAUCCGCCCUCAACAAAAUCAUGUGUGAGACAGGCAUGCGCGUAAACCUGCGAAUGCGCUUUACCUGCACCGUAUACCGAUACCAAAAAAACGCCGCACCGGGCUCACCCACUCACAUUGAAGCCGAGCAGUUCGAGGUGCUGAACGAGCUCGUCAUAGACCGUGGCCCAUCGCCCUAUGUCUCCAACCUCGAGCUCUACGGCGACAACAACCUCCUCACCGUCGUCCAAGCCGACGGCGUCAUCUUCUCCACUCCCACAGGUUCAACAGCCUACUCGCUAUCCGCCGGUGGCUCCCUCGUCCACCCCGACAUUCCCGCCAUCCUCCUCACCCCAAUCUGCCCACACACCCUCUCCUUCCGCCCCAUGCUCCUCAACGACAGCAUGCUCCUCCGCAUCGCCGUACCCAUCCGCUCCCGGGCCACCGCCUACUGCGCCUUUGAUGGCAAGGGCCGCGUCGAACUGCGACAGGGCGAUCACGUGACAAUUGCAGCCUCGCAAUAUCCCUUCCCCACGGUGUUGUCACAGCCCACGGAGUGGUUCGACAGCAUCAGUCGUACCCUGCGCUGGAACUCGAGGGGCGCAACACAGCAGGCUUGGGUGGGUGAUGAGAAUGGCGAGGGCGAGGAGGAAAAGGAACCGGAUUUUGAUAUCGAUUUUGAUAAUGAGGAUGUGGAUGAUUCGGGGUAUAGUGCGGAGGGUUCGACGGUAGAUGGUGACAAGAGGGGUGUUCUUGUUGCUUCUUGUGGUGCUGGUCCUAGUGCCCAGCUUUCCAAGGGACAUCGCUGCUUGGGCGGGUUCCCCAGUGCUUUCAAACUCAUUCAAGAGUAUUCCACUCUUUCCAUGUUGGCAGUUGGCGUAGGCUGGCCUCGUAACCCCCUUUUUUUCCCCUUCCCUCUGGCUACUACAGCUACUGAUGGAUUGGAUUGGCGCAUCGUUUUUUCCCUAUGUAGCCAGUUUGCGCUCUUGCGCUGCAUACCGUUGCGCUGUCGCUAUGGCUCACUUCCAACAUGA
Plenodomus lingam JN3 is the source of this 2208-nucleotide messenger RNA. RefSeq lists its product as uncharacterized. The record is from RefSeq and is a predicted model, not a curated record. Gene Ontology annotation, biological process: NAD+ metabolic process; NADP+ biosynthetic process. Gene Ontology annotation, molecular function: NAD+ kinase activity. NCBI's taxonomy places the organism in Eukaryota, Fungi, Ascomycota, Dothideomycetes, Pleosporales, Leptosphaeriaceae.